Messenger RNA from Eurytemora carolleeae, 905 nucleotides. RefSeq lists its product as uncharacterized. The record is from RefSeq and is a predicted model, not a curated record. NCBI's taxonomy places the organism in Eukaryota, Metazoa, Arthropoda, Copepoda, Calanoida, Temoridae.
CUGCUUUGUUGCACCAAGUAAGAAGUUGCAGCUCCGUACAGCAUCCAGUUCUGCCCACCCUUUUCAGCUUUAGGAAUCUAGAUAAUUCACUCUGCCCAGAAAAUUCAGAUUUGAUUGAAGAGUGCAGUGUAGUCACAGUUAACUUGCAAGGGCUGUUUAGUCGAAAAUUGUUGAUCAGAACUGCCGCCCCUCCCUCACUUUCUAACAGUGUAACUCAAGAUAGAAAGGAGAUAGAGCUGGAGAAAAGAACAGAGGAAGGAGUUGAUCAUAUACUUCAGGAUGGUUCCGUGAGUACACUUACUUACUCUUCCAGUUAUGGUCCUGUGGAAAUUAUUGUCAAGAAUAAACAGAUAUUUGGAUCUGUUUUCUGGGAGGGGGAGAGAUACUCGAUUCAGCCCUGUCAAAGAACAAGAAUACAGAAAACUGUUCUGGACCCUGGGUGUCAUGUUUGGUUGAAAAAGAAGAAAAAAGUCAAAAUUCCCAAAACUAAUUAAAACGAAAUACCAAAAACUAUCUGUUGUAAAACCAUGCAUUAAGAGACUGUGGUUGUCAUUUCAAGGAACCCUUCAUUCAAAGAACCCUUCAUGGCCCAUGCAUGAUUCACAAUGGUACCCUUGAAACCUUAAUCUAGACAAAAAUGUGGGAUCUUAAAUUAAAAGAAAUAGUUGUUUGAAUACAAAACAUGGAUAUAUAAUUCUAACUUAAUCAGUAGCUAAUAAGUGUAUCGUUGGCCAUGCCUCUCUAUAAAUGGAGGCUCACUUGAAAUUAUGAAGUUUUUUUACAGCUUGAGAAUGUAUUUUUACGUGAUUAGUAAUCUUUAAAAAUAAACUUUCAUUAUUCAUGAACCAUGUCUCUUGAGUUUUGAUAUGAAAUUUUAAGGCAAUAAAUAAAGAAACAAACUCUGA